AUGAACAAAUUUACAAACCUGAUAGCACAUUUAAUGCUGUGCCCCGUAUAUGAUUUCCCCCCUAUGAAUGAACAAUUUGACCGCAAAAGGGGACAUUCGCAAAUUUCGCAAAUUUCUCAAACUCACCUGAAGGGUUUCCUUCCUACAUAAUUGUGUAUAUUCUUAUGCACUGCGCGAAAAAAAUGUAAACAAAGAAAUGUAUGCCAUUUUUGUGAAAAUUGAGAUUUUUUAACAAAUUUAUGAAAACUGUAUUUUUUUCCACAUAAACAGAGGAAAUAAUUGCCGCCCAACCCAUUUGAAACCCCAUCCCCCAUUUCGUAUCUACUUUCUUAAAAACAAAACUACAUAAUGAAUAACAAAGUCAGUUUGCCCUAUGAGGUGUGUGAAAUAAGGAAAGUUCCCUUUGAGCUCCCCAAGGAAUUUCACCCGAAUGUGAAAUACGGCUUCUUCAGAAAUUUCCUUUUCGGGAAAUACACCUUCUACUACUUCAAAAGCAUUUUUAAAGUAUCCGUGAAGGUGUCUGCAGGUUUUCUGCUUUUUUACUACCCCCUGGAUAAAGUCCAUUGCAACAUCCGCAGAUUUAAAAAUAAUUUAAAAAAACAGAAUUAAACUUCUCACCACUUGCUGAGUUCGUCAAAAUGGCAGGAACAUUCGAAUAACGCGAAAAGGAAGAAGCUCUCAUUUUGGGGAAGCCUUUUUUCUUAGCAGAUACAUUUUAUGUAAACGUUUUUACAACGAAUUUGUUUUUUUUUUUUUUUUUUUCACAUGUAAAAACUGAAUUUCUCAACGUGUGCACAUGUGCAUGUCCCCGUUUGGGCUUUCCGAUUCGGAGAACACAACUAAAAACAAAAGAGCAAAGAGCAGAUCGUUUUUUCCCAAAAUCUUU
Molecule: messenger RNA, 886 nt
Organism: Plasmodium vivax (malaria parasite P. vivax)
Lineage: Eukaryota; Apicomplexa; Aconoidasida; Haemosporida; Plasmodiidae
Exons: 3
Coding region: 349-609 (86 amino acids)
Source: RefSeq, a predicted model, not a curated record